UCCGGGAUCUCGCGGAGGGGCGGGCCGGGGGCGGCGGCCCCGCGGGGCACGCUUGGCUCCUGAGGUGCGGACCUUUAUAGACGCGCCCUCUCGGCAGGCGGUUGUUGGGGAGAGGCUUGCGGGCCCGGAAUGUCGGGGGUGCGCGCGGUGCAGGAGCAGAGCGCGGCGGGCGCGUCUCCCGCGGGCUUCGUGUUGGGACUGGACGUGGGCAGCUCGGUGAUCCGCUGCCACGUCUAUGACCACGCGACGCGGAUCUGCGGCUCCAGCGCGCAAAAGAUAGAAAGUCUUUAUCCUCAAGCUGGCCGGGUUGAAAUUGAUCCAGAUGUUCUCUGGCUUCAGUUUGUGACUGUAAUAAAAGAAUCUGUUAAAGCUGCAGGAAUAGAGAUGAAUCAAGUUGUUGGUCUUGGCAUUUCAACACAGAGAGCAACUUUUAUUACGUGGAACAAGCUAGUACAGAGUUCCUGCCGAGUGCUGCACUUUUUCACUAGAAAUAAACGACUUUUAGCAUUCAGUUUGUUCAGUUUCACAAACCAGCAUGUUUCUUUGAGAUUGGCCUGGAUUUUACGGAACCUGGUUGAGGUGCAAAAGGCAGUUGAAGAAGAUAAUUGCUGCUUUGGGACUAUUGACACCUGGUUGUUACAUAAGCUCACAAAAGGUUCUGAAUUUGCCACGGAUUUUUCAAAUGCUAGUACAACUGGACUAUUUGACCCUUUUAAGAUGUGUUGGAGCAGGCUCCUUACUUCCCUGCUUUCGAUACCACUGUCUAUCCUGCCUCCUGUGAGGGAUACGAGCCACAAUUUUGGAUCAGCGGAUGAAGAGAUAUUUGGUGUGCCUAUACCGAUAGUGGCCUUGGUCGCUGAUCAACAAUCAGCCAUGUUUGGAGAAUGCUGCUUCCACACAGGAGAUGUGAAACUAACCAUGGGAACUGGGACAUUUUUGGAUAUUAAUACUGGAAAUGACCUUCAACAUACUGUUAGAGGCUUUUAUCCACUAAUUGGGUGGAAGAUUGGCCAAGAAGUUGUAUGCUUAGCUGAAAGCAAUGCAGGAGACACUGAUACUAUCAUAAGAUGGGCUCAAGAAUUAGACCUUUUCACAGAUGCUGCUGAGACUGAAAAAAUGGCCAAAAGUUUAGAAGAUUCUGAAGGAGUCUAUUUUGUUCCAUCUUUUAGUGGAUUGCAGGCUCCAUUAAAUGACCCCUGUGCAUGUGCCUCUUUUAUGGGUUUGAAGCCUUCCACCAAUAAAUACCAUCUCGUACGAGCAAUAUUGGAGUCAAUAGCUUUCAGAAACAAACAGUUAUAUGAGUUGAUGCAGAAAGAGAUCCAUAUCCCUGUGACAAAAGUCCGGGCAGAUGGAGGAGUUUGUAGGAACAAUUUUGUUAUGCAGAUGACUUCAGACCUGAUUAAUGCAAAUAUAGAAAGACCUGUCAACAUAGACAUGUCCUGCCUGGGUGCAGCUUCUCUAGCUGGCCUUGCUGUUGGGUUUUGGACUGACAAGGAGGAACUAAAGAAACUGAGGCAAAGUGAAAUGGUUUUCAAGCCACAGAAGAAAUGGCAAGAAUAUGAAAUGCGUAUGGAAAACUGGGUCAAAGCAGUGAAACGCUCCAUGAAUUGGUACAACAAGAUGUAGCGCUAACUGGAACGACUGCAACCAUAUACGGCUGGUUGAUAUGACAUGCAGAUGAGACACAACUCAGGGAUAAAACCCAAUAUGACGAUGACUGAGAGCUUUCAGAUGAGCUUUGCAACCUGAGAGAAAAAACAUUGCUUUUUUGAAUACAAAACAAAAUCCCUCAUUUUUAAAUCUAAACCUUGGUAAGAUUGUAAGGCAACAGUACCUCAAAACUUUAUAUCUUCUGUUUUGUAGCAAAUUCCAAAGGACGUUAGCCAUUUCUAGCCAUAUUUUGACAGCUGUGGGUCCUCCCCGUUUUUAUACUGGGUCAGCAAUACAUACAAACGUAAUGGUUUACUAUCUGAGUUAGUAGUUCUGGGUCAAGCCCCAUUCAUGUUUUGUUCCAAAAUUAAGUGACAAGUGUUCCUUUAAUUAUUUAAGAUUAAGUAGGCUAUAUGAAGUUCACAUAGCUGUAAAGAAAGAAUAACUGAGGAAAUGUGGAAUUUUGCAACAUUAGUAUUUUAUAUUUAAAACCAUAAUUGUUCAAUACUCUAUCCAAAUAUGAGCUCGCUAUGCCCCUCUCGGAUAGGCUUAUUGUUAGUCAAUUCUUUCUUUUAUUGGGCUUAAAGACGCUCACUGCCUUAAUUUUUCCUUGGUUAACCAAAAUAAGCAUUCUUUUUGUAUUGAAAAAAUAACUUUAGUGAAUGAAACUACAAAGGAUAAUGAUUCAUAAGGAACAAGAAAAUAUUUUCUUUCUCAAAUGGGAUUUCUUUCAAAAACUUCUGGCUAAAGUAUAACAUCCCAUUUUUUACAAAAUGCAGGUAGUGGAUAUAAAUCUUGCUCUUCUCUUCCCGUUCUUCAUCUUUGUUGUUGAGAUGCUUGCAUAAAUGUCUUUUGCUUUAAAUUAAGUGCCUAACUGACAGAACUUAAUUUGAAGAAAGUGCCCUAAUUCAUUGGUGAUGUGAGAAUUGUCUUCAUUUGGGUAUUUUACUUACCCAGGUAUCUUUACUUUAGUUCAGUCUACUCAUCUCUGUGAGAUAGGAGCAGUAGGUAGCACCAGAGGUAAUGGGGGCGUGUUCAUGCAAACGAUUGCCUUGCAGUUACGGGGCGGAGCUCCACAGAGAGGAACAGGGACAGUUCCACAUUCUCAAACUUUCUUGAUAGAAACAAAUGUAAAAGAAUCAGAGUUGUGAGUAGCUCUGGGCCUGGUGUGUAAAACUGUCCUAUGGCACUAGACUACCCUCCAACUUGUUCUCAUGUGAUUUGCCCCUCCCUCCACUUGGGCUAGGUUCCAUUUUGAUUUGUAGCAAUAAUGAAUUUAUUUCCCUCUUGGUCAGGCUUUAUGACAUAAAGAUCUACUGUUAUAGAGCUAGUUGUUAAAUACUAAUGUACUUUAAAAAGUGACUGUAAAAGGGAAUUUUGUUGUUGCCAUCAUGUAUGUCCAUUUCAGUGACAGAUAGCUAGAACUAGGGGUCACACUGCAUUUCUGCAAAUUCCAUUUCAGUGAAGUUUGUCUUCUUGAAGUAUUAACAUUUUUGAUAGAAUCAUAACAGCCAAUAUAUAGUAUCAUUAACUCCAUUAAUUAAGAUUUGGAAAUUUUUUUGUGAAGUGGAGGUAUUUUGUUUACUGUAACAAGUCAGAUUACAUUAUGUAGAUAAUAUUCUUUUUAAUUCUUUUCAUUUUUCUUAUGUCCCUUUUACAAAGCUUAGUGACCAAUUGUAGGCCCUUUUAUCAAAAUCAGAUCACGUGCAAGCUGCUCUGUUGUUUUACUGUUUCUUACAGAUUCUGCUUCUCAGAGGGUAUGAUUUCAUAGGAAAGAAUUGUCUCUUUGUGUUAGGAUAUACUGAAUUGUAAUAUUAUUAAUACUUAAAAUUUGUUGGCUCAUUUCUUUUUCACAUUCUUCUUUCUCAUCAUCAACCACAAAAUAAAGGAUAAAUACCUUUUAGAUAAUGUGAAAAAGUAACUGUGAACAUGUUUCAUCGGAAUUGAGCAUCUCCUCAAAAAUCAGUGGCUAAUUUUUUCUUCUGUUAGUCUAGAAUUAAUCUUUUAUUUUUACUACUUCUGGCUUUUUUAGUGACACAGUUUAGUAAAUCUUUGGCCAGAUUUGACCUAAAUCAGAAAUGUGACCACAUUUGCUUUUGUGGUUGUAGAAACAGUUGAUAUUCAAAAUCAGUUGAGCAAAAAAAUUGAUCCUUUCUAUCUUCCAAGUUUAUUUUCAUUUAUAUGCUAAUAUUUGCAGUUUAAAAAAAUUUGUGCUAAGAUUUUUUUAGGAGGUCUGUAGCUAUCUUAUCAAGGAGGAGAGUGUUUCUGUACAAUCCUUCUUGAAGUGGUACUAAUUUCUUUCAUACCUAGACUUGCCGAUUUUUUGAUUUUUUUAUUUUUUCAUAUCCUACCAUAAUACGGUUUCUCAAUCUCAGCAUUACUGACAUUUGGGACAGGUAGCUCUUUGUUUGGGGACGUUGUGCUAUGCACAAUAGGGUAUUUGGCAGCUCUACCUGCUAGCUACCAGCAGCAUCCCCUAGUUGUUGUCAAAAAUGUCUCGUAACACUGCCAAAUGGCCCCCAGGAGGCAGUAUCACCUCCAGUUGAGAACCACUAAUACGGACUAUUAGAAGAAAAUUAAAGGCUCAGCAAAUGUAGUGUGUCUAUCAUGCUUCUUUUCUCUCUGCCUCAUUUUACCUUAGGAAAUCGUUGUUAGCAAAAAGAGGUGGUUGUAUCUUAAAAUAAAUAGGGUUUCUACUUUACCAGUUAAUGAGGGGGAAAAAAAUCGUCGUUGUGAUUGUCUUCUGCUGAUUUUACCCACUGGCCCCCAUCCUCAUGCCUGCAUCCUCUGUGGUCUUAAUGAGUGGUUUAUGACUUCAGCAUAGGAUUAAUGUAGUCUGCAGGGCAUCUUGAUUUGAUCUGCCUUUUUGCUUUCUUUGCAUCUAUGAACAAAGAAGAUGAUCACUCUCUUUUAUCUGCCUCUGUGCAAGACUCCCAUCAAACUGGAAGUUCCCCAAAAGCAGAAACCAUGGCUACUUCCACAGAACUUAACUCUGUGCCUUCCUAUUGGUGAGGUGAAUUUUUACUUUAUAAGUGCAACUUUUUUUUGCAUAUAUAUUUUAUCCUUGAUUUACAUACAUUUGUUGAUAGGGAGCAGCUUACAUUUGUUGCAAGUAAAAUAUAUUUUGUUGGUGGGGCGCCUGGGUGGCACAGCGGUUAAGCGUCUGCCUUCGGCUCAGGGUGUGAUCCCGGCGUUGUGGGAUCGAGCCCCACAUCAGGCUCCUCCACUAUGAGCC
Messenger RNA from Ailuropoda melanoleuca (giant panda), 4885 nucleotides. RefSeq names its product glycerol kinase 5 (gene GK5). The record is from RefSeq and is a predicted model, not a curated record. Gene Ontology annotation, cellular component: mitochondrion. Gene Ontology annotation, biological process: glycerol metabolic process; phosphorylation; glycerol-3-phosphate biosynthetic process. The transcript has 15 exons. Bases 130 to 1626 code for a protein of 498 amino acids. Gene Ontology annotation, molecular function: kinase activity; phosphotransferase activity, alcohol group as acceptor. Lineage: Eukaryota; Metazoa; Chordata; Mammalia; Carnivora; Ursidae.